Molecule: messenger RNA, 2636 nt
Organism: Notolabrus celidotus (New Zealand spotty)
Lineage: Eukaryota; Metazoa; Chordata; Actinopteri; Labriformes; Labridae
Product: zinc finger and BTB domain-containing protein 47-like
Exons: 6
Coding region: 406-2598 (730 amino acids)
Biological process (GO): regulation of transcription by RNA polymerase II
Cellular component (GO): nucleus
Molecular function (GO): RNA polymerase II cis-regulatory region sequence-specific DNA binding; protein binding; DNA-binding transcription factor activity, RNA polymerase II-specific
Source: RefSeq, a predicted model, not a curated record
GUCACACGGUCGCAGUCGGAGGAAGCGCAUCAAGCUUUCUGCGCCAUAUGUGUGAAUGUCCUUCCCAGACCUCCUGCCCAGACCUCAAAACCCCAAGUACAGUACAAAGAAAUGUGCUGGUCUCGCACUCCCCGUUAAAAGAGUACCGUGUCCCUUUAACAGCGUCUGACAAAAAGCCCAUCUGAUCCCAGAGCUCCAAUCACCAAUUCCUCCUGCAAAAGCAGCCUCUGCAUUUUUGUCUGUCUGAAUGCUACAGCAGCAGCAGCAGCACGGGGGGGAGAGACUGAGGAUCAGGCAAACAGUGAGGAAAUGUGACAAAUCAACGCUCCUUUUCAUGGCGAAGGGGAAACUGCUGCGAGAGGAGUUAUUCUGGGACUCCUUCGAGCCUCGACGCGCCGGAUCAAAAUGCUCAUAGUGGAGAAGACCACAGACUUCCCCACUGCUGAGUUCUCUCUGGUGGAGGAUGUGGCUCUGCACUUCACCUGUUUGAUGGACAGGCUGAACGAGCAGCGCCUCUUCCAGCCCGACCUGUGUGACGUCGACAUCGUUCUGGUGCGUCAGCACAACACCUUCCCUGCUCACAAGGGCGUGCUGGCGGCCUACAGUCCUUUCUUCCACUCUCUGUUCGCCCAAAGCAAACAGCUGCGACGGGUGGACUUGUCACUAGAUGCUCUGACCUCACAGGGUCUGCAGCAAAUCCUGAACUUCAUCUACACCUCCAAGCUGCUGGUGAGCAGCCGCACUGUUCGGGACGUGCUCAACGCGGCGACUCUCCUUCAGAUGAGCGACAUCGCAGCCUCCUGUCGCGACCUGAUCAGCAGCCACUCGCUGAGAACCGCCUGUCCUGAUAUGGCCAGUCACGAGGGGCUCGCUGACCCAGUCAUGCCCCCAAAUCAGCUUUACUCAGAGAUCAAACAGGAGGCGGAGCUUGGGAGGGUGUACAAGAGGGAUGGCGGCAGCCCAUUUUCUGUAAGGGUGGAGGAGGCGGGGAAGUUGACCUCCCAGCAGAAGCAGUAUUAUCAGAAGGAGGAGGGGUCAGGGGGCGGGGCUGCUCUGUGCAAAGUAGAAAGUAACGGAGAAGAGUUAAAAACGACAGAUGGUCACAUCUCCUUCAGCAGAGACCAGAUCAUUGUGGAAGUCAACUUAAACAACCAGACCCUGAACGUGUCCAAGGGUUCUGAGGGAAAACCAGCAACCACAGAGACCGCCACCAUCUUUGGUCACUGCCAUGACAACGAGAUAGAUUCACAGGAAGAGGAGGAGAACGAGGCAGAGAACGAUGACACGGUGGGAGAUGAGGAUGAUGAUGAGCUGAAGAGGGGGAACCUACUGGGGCAAAGCAGUGAGGAGGAUGAAGAAGAGGAAGAUGAGGAAGAGGAGGAAAACACUCUAAACAUUCCAGGGUUGGAGCAGGCGGCCAUGUUGGAUCGGCCUCGCCGGGGCACCAGAGCCUUCGCCAUGGCGGGUACGACCGCCUCCAUGAGACAGACGCUCACAGAAGCCACGUUAGCCAACCAGCGGCAUGCUGGGAAGAGGACGCUGGAUGCUGAGGGGCUGGGUCAGAAAGUGAGGCUGGAGGAGAAGCAACAUUUCCCGUGUAAGAAAUGUCCUCGUGUGUUUAACAACCGUUGGUACCUGGAAAAACACAUGAACGUCACACACAACCGCAUGCAGAUCUGCAACAACUGCGGGAAACGCUUCCUGUUGGAGAGCGAACUGCUGCUGCAUCAACAGACCGACUGUGAGAAGAGCAUCCAGUGUGUAACAUGCGGAAAGGCCUUCAAGAAGCUGUGGUCUCUGCAUGAGCACAACAAGAUCGUCCAUGGCUACGCUGAAAAGAAGUUCUCCUGUGAGAUCUGUGAGAAGAAGUUUUACACAAUGGCUCACGUCAGGAAGCAUAUGGUUGCCCAUACCAAGGACAUGCCGUUCACCUGUGAGACGUGUGGGAAGUCGUUCAAGCGGAGCAUGUCCCUGAAAGUUCACUCUCUGCAGCACUCGGGAGAGAAACCCUUCAAGUGUGAGAACUGCAGUGAGCGCUUCCAGUACAAAUACCAGCUGCGGUCCCACAUGAGCAUCCACAUCGGACACAAGCAGUUCAUGUGUCAGUGGUGUGGGAAGGACUUCAACAUGAAGCAGUACUUUGAUGAACACAUGAAGACACACACAGGAGAGAAGCCGUACAUCUGUGAGAUCUGCGGGAAGAGCUUCACGAGCCGGCCCAACAUGAAGCGCCACCGCCGCACCCACACCGGGGAGAAGCCGUACCCCUGCGAGGUGUGCGGCCAACGCUUCCGCUUCUCCAACAUGCUCAAGGCCCACAGGGAGAAAUGCUUCCGCGUCAGCAACCCCAUGGUCACCGACGGCAUGGACCUUCCUCUGGGCUCACCUGCUGUGGACUCUUCUGGUCCUGUGCAGCUCGGCACGGCCCUCCCUGCCACGUCUGUGACCACGCCCACGGCUGCCUCCAGUCCACACCCUCUCCAUGGCACCCAGCUGUCUCUCCCCCUGCUGCACCCCAUGGGGGGGCUGCCUCCAACCCCUCAUUUACCCCCACCGCCCCCCCUGUUCUCUGCCGGUAGGAUGAACUCCAACAACUAACAACUCCCUGUAGCAUCUAAAGCACUUUUGUUACCUUG